CCUGACCAGAGCCCCAGGAUCAAGAGGCGGCUGGAGUCCUCCGGGAGUCGCGGGCCCAGGACUGCCCUGGCCGCUGCAGCCGCGCCGGCCAAAAAGCACCGGGCGGACGGCGGCCUCGCGGGUGGCCUCAGCCGCUCUGCGGACUGGACGGAGGAGCUGGGCGCCCGCGCGCCCCGGCCGGAGCGCGGGGUGGCCCCGGCCGGCGGCGGUGGGGUGGCCCCGGCCCUGGCCGCCAAGGCGUCUGGGGCGCCCGCGGCUGCGGAUGGCUUCCAGAACGUGUUCACAGGGAGGACUCUGCUGGAGAAGUUGUUCAGCCAGCAGGAAAACGGGCCUCCAGAAGAAGCAGAGAAGUUUUGCUCACGGAUCAUCGCCAUGGGUCUUCUCCUUCCUUUUAGUGACUGCUUCAGGGAACCGUGUCACCAGAACGCGCAAUCAAGCUCUGCUCCGUUUGACCAAGAUCAACUGUAUACCUGGGCUGCAGUUAGUCAGCCUACACACUCACUGGAUUACUUGGAAGGACAGUUUCCCAGGCGAGUCCCAUCUGUGUGGCCACCAUCUAAACUUCCAGAUGAAGAACACAGGCCCAAGGAUGCUGAAACAGAAUCUCAAAUUGCUGUCGUGGAAUCUCCAAAUAAAAGUUCAGAUGAUGUCCAGCAGGCAGUUCUUGACAUGAAGCCUGAGGGACAGGCAACUGUAAUUCAGCAGCUGGAACAGACCAUCGAGGAUCUGAGGACCAAAAUAGCUGAACUAGAGAAGCAGUACCCAGCGCUGGACACAGAGGGGACCAAUGGCCGGCAUGGGCUUGAGAAUGGAGUGGCAGCUUCUGAAGAUUUGUGUCUUGAAGCUCUCAGGUUGAGAGAAAAGGAUGCGAGCCAUCAAAGGAUUGUAGAGGCCAAAUCAAUCCAGACUUCCCCAACAGAAGAGAGUGGGCCACUGAUGCUGCCUUCUGUGGAUGCUCUGCCAGAGGUCCCCCCAUGCUCACCUGGGGCUAAGAGUGGAGAGGCAGCUGGCCCGUCCUCACCCUCUGGACCUCAGACAAAAUUCUGUUCAGAGAUUUCUUUGAUUGUGUCUCCAAGGCGAAUAUCAGUCCAGCUCGACGCCCAUCCAUCUGUACAGAGUAUCUCUCAGCUUCCAGCACCUCCAUCCCUUCCAUGGCCUGAGGGUCAAGGACAGCCUGGGUCACAGCCUUCCCAUUCUUCUCUUCAUCCUGAGUUUGAAACCCACCAUGAACACUCUGUUUUCUCCGCCUUCGAAAACAGCUGUACCAUCCCCUCCCCACCACCUCUGCCUGGCACAGAGUCCUCCAGCUCCAUGCCUGGCCUGGGCAUGGUGAUUCCCCCACCUCCCCCUCUCCCUGGCAUGGCAGUGCCUGCUUUGCCCAGUGCAGCCAUCCCCCCACACCCUCCUCUGCCGGGG
Messenger RNA from Carlito syrichta (Philippine tarsier), 1416 nucleotides. Its product is annotated as formin-2-like. Gene Ontology annotation, biological process: intracellular transport. The record is from RefSeq and is a predicted model, not a curated record. Gene Ontology annotation, cellular component: cytoplasm; endoplasmic reticulum membrane; nucleus. The transcript is spliced from 5 exons. Lineage: Eukaryota; Metazoa; Chordata; Mammalia; Primates; Tarsiidae. The annotation marks the transcript as partial.